This is a messenger RNA of Teleopsis dalmanni, 2609 nucleotides long. Its product is annotated as potassium voltage-gated channel subfamily H member 8-like. Gene Ontology annotation, molecular function: voltage-gated potassium channel activity. The record is from RefSeq and is a predicted model, not a curated record. The coding region runs from base 30 to 2609 and encodes 859 amino acids. Gene Ontology annotation, biological process: potassium ion transmembrane transport; regulation of membrane potential. Gene Ontology annotation, cellular component: membrane. The transcript has 13 exons. Lineage: Eukaryota; Metazoa; Arthropoda; Insecta; Diptera; Diopsidae.
AGAAGUUGUAUAAAGGACCCUUCAAUCCAAUGCCAGCCCGAAAGGGGCUGCUAGCGCCCCAAAAUACAUUCUUGGAUACCAUCGCAACACGUUUCGAUGGCACACAUUCCAAUUUUGUGCUUGGAAAUGCGCAGGCAAAUGGCAAUCCAAUUGUUUAUUGCUCGGAUGGCUUCGUGGAUUUGACAGGAUAUUCACGGGCGCAAAUCAUGCAGAAGGGAUGUUCGUGUCAUUUCCUGUAUGGACCGGAUACAAAGGACGAGCACAAACAACAAAUUGAGAAAAGUCUGCUGAAUAAGACCGAACUGAAACUGGAGGUUAUAUUCUAUAAGAAAGAUGGUGCGCCGUUUUGGUGUCUUUUUGACAUUGUACCGAUAAAAAAUGAAAAGCGUGAUGUGGUUUUAUUUCUGGCAUCGCACAAAGACAUCACACAUACGAAAAUGUUAGAAAUGAAUGGGACUGACGAUUGUGAUAGCGCUGCUUUGUUGGGCGCACGUUUUCGUGCUGGCUCCAAUGCAGGUAUACUCGGUCUGGGCGGUUUGCCCGGACUGGCUGCUGCUGCUAAUGCCGCGGAUGAUGCUGAUGGUGCGGAAACUAAUAACCUAGAUGUACCUGCUGGCUGUAAUAUGGGCAGAAGAAGAAGUCGUGCAGUUUUGUAUCAACUUUCAGGUCAUUAUAGACCUGAGAAAGUAAAGACUAAGUUAAAAUUGGGAAACAAAUUGUUGCAUUCAUCUGAAGCUCCUCUUCCUGAGUACAAAACUCAAUCGAUAAAGAAGUCACGCUUCAUUUUACCCCAUUAUGGUGUUUUCAAAGGAUUCUGGGAUUGGAUUAUACUGGUGUCAACAUUUUACGUUGCCAUAUUGGUGCCAUACAACGCUGCCUUCGCCAAAGCGGACCGACAAACAAUGGUGUCAGACGUAUUUGUCGAGGCAGUUUUCAUAAUUGAUAUUUUGCUUAAUUUUCGUACCACUUUUGUGUCCAGUAAAGGAGAAGUGGUAUCUGAUUCAAAGCUGAUAGCCAUCAACUAUUUAAAAGGCUGGUUUGUAGUGGACUUGUUAGCCGCUUUGCCAUUCGAUCAUUUGUAUGCCUCCGACCUUUAUAAUGGAGAGGAAUCACAUAUUCAUCUUGUGAAACUAACACGCCUGUUGCGUUUAGCACGUUUGCUACAGAAAAUGGAUCGAUACUCACAAUACACGGCCAUGAUAUUGACUUUGUUAAUGUUAAGCUUCACGCUGGUUGCACAUUGGUUGGCGUGCAUCUGGUAUAUCAUUGCCGAAAAGGAGCACUUGAUAAAUGACAACGACUGGAAAAUAGGUUGGAUGCAUGCUUUAGCGGAACGAUUACGAGUGCCAAUAUCUAAUAUAACGAAUGCUGAAGCAUAUUCUACGGCGCUCUAUUUUACUUUGACUAGUUUAACGUCUGUUGGUUUUGGUAAUGUUUCCGCUAAUACCACCGUUGAGAAAGUUUUCUCUAUUGUCAUGAUGCUUAUUGGUGCUCUUAUGCAUGCCGUGGUUUUUGGUAAUGUGACCGCAAUUAUUCAACGCAUGUAUGCUCGUCGUUCCUUGUAUGAGAGUAAAUGGCGCGAUUUGAAGGACUUUAUUGCUUUACAUCAGAUGCCGAAGGAACUGAAACAAAGGAUAGAAGAUUACUUCCAAACGUCAUGGUCACUUAACCAUGGAAUUGAUAUAUACGAGGCUGAAAUGGAAAUGAUUUACGAUGUUCAUCAGUGCAAUGCUACCAGCUCAAUAGUCACACAGACGAAUUGCCAUUUGAGUAAAAAUAAGAAACGUCGAACUUUCAAUUUGGAGAUCACCUUUUCAAGUGACGUUAAGAAAUUUUUUUUCGACUUGGUAAUUGUUUUUCCUCGUAAGCCGAGAAAUUUUGUUUUAAUAAAUAUGAGUAGAGCGGAUGGUUGUCAAAUGUUGGGCAAUGAAAACCAAAUUGCUCUGGUACAACUGGGCCGUGCUCACAUGGAUAAGUACAGCAAUUUUCCAAAAAAGUGCCCAUUCCAAAAGGAUGUUAUCUAUUAUGUGCGCAGUUAUCGCUAUGACAUUAAAUUUAUACCUGCAUUCUCAUUUGAAAGUGAUAUGUUGGUUUGGGUUAAUUUUUAUUCUGAUCGAACAAAGGCUGAAAUGGAAAUAAUUUACGAUCAUUACGAAUGCAAUGCCACAAGUUCAAUUGUAACACAUAGUAAUUGCUAUCUUAGCAAAAACAUUAAAAGACGUACAUUCAAUUUAGAGUUGAAAUACAUUAAGGAUGUGAAAAAUUUUUUCUUUGAUUUAAUUAUGGUUAUGCCUCGACAGCCAAAAAAUUUUGUUUUAAUUAAUAUUAGUAGAGCGAAUGGUUGCCAAGUUCUUUCAAAUGAAAAUCAAAUUGUGCUUGUGCAAUUAGGCCGUGCUCAUUUGGAUAAAUACAGUAACUUUCCCAAGAAGUGUCCUUUUUUGAAGAAUGUGCUCUAUUAUGUACGCGGAUAUCGUUAUGAUAUUAGAACAAUGCCAGCUUUUUCAUUUGAAACAAGUAUGAUGGUUUGGAUUAACUUUUAUUCCGAUCGCACCAAAAUCUGGGAAAUGCUGCUAAAAACUCAUAUUGCAAAAAAGGGACGUCGUAACUAG